GCGAUCCACAAGCCCGGGUACUGCCGACCGACUCCGCUGGUGGUGUCGUGACUGCGUGCGCCAGAUGCCUUGCCACGCUUCUUCCUCAUCGUCGGCCGUCUCAGUCUCAGCUCAAUCUUCAGGCUUUCGCGUUCCAUCUCCUCCUCCUCCUCCUUCUUCUUCUUCUCCUUCUGCUGCAUCUUCCCCUUUAACGCCGUGCCGGUCUUGCUUUUCGCGCCGAUGCUAAAUGCCGCGCUUCUUCUUGAGCUUUGCUUUGCUUAGCCAACUGUGGUACCCAGAGAGUAAGAGUAAGAGAGAGAUAGAAAGAGAGAGAGAGAGAGAGAGAGAGAGUAUGAGAGGGAAAGAAGGAAGAGGGAAGGAAGAGGGAGGGAAGAGGGAAGGAAGAGGGAAGGAAGAGGGAGAUGACAGAGAGAUUGAGGGAGAGAGGGACUGUGUAUGUGUGUGUAUGUGUGUGAAUGUAUGUAUGUCGCCCAAAAAAACAGCCAGCAAUAUGGCCAGACCGACGCCGCGUCGCCAAGCCAGGCCUGGCCGGAGCCUAGGUGGGUGGUGGCAGGCCAUACGCACCACCACCGACGGUCAGCCCAGCCCAGCCCAGCCCACCAGCCAGCCAGCCAGCCAAGCCAUCGCCCAUUAAUGCUCGUGCUCGCUCAUGCCGUGCCGUGCCAUGCCAUGCCAAUGCCAAUGCCAAUGCCAUGCCAAUGCUCACUCUCAUCU
Aplosporella prunicola CBS 121167 is the source of this 714-nucleotide messenger RNA. RefSeq lists its product as uncharacterized. The transcript has a single exon. Bases 227 to 634 code for a protein of 135 amino acids. The record is from RefSeq and is a predicted model, not a curated record. Lineage: Eukaryota; Fungi; Ascomycota; Dothideomycetes; Botryosphaeriales; Aplosporellaceae.